Messenger RNA from Exserohilum turcica Et28A, 1655 nucleotides. RefSeq lists its product as uncharacterized. The record is from RefSeq and is a predicted model, not a curated record. NCBI's taxonomy places the organism in Eukaryota, Fungi, Ascomycota, Dothideomycetes, Pleosporales, Pleosporaceae. Gene Ontology annotation, cellular component: cytoplasm. The coding region runs from base 25 to 1176 and encodes 383 amino acids. The transcript has 3 exons.
CCCCAGUCCAUCGCCAUGGUCACAAUGGAUGCCGCACAACACGCCCUGAUUGAUCCGCUGAUCGAGCCGGACCCAAGCGACGAGACUGGGCUCAACAGCCACUUCCGCUCGACGUUUGCGCCCGCAGAACCCCUCACGCCACCUGGAUCCGCCGGACUCCCCAAGGACCACGCCUCUGUCAAGGUGCAAAGCACCGGCAGUUCAGCCGAGACCAACCCAUUCCGGCGCUCGAGGGCUGCGUCCGACACCAAGGGCGCCUCGCCUUCAGUGUCGCAACAUAGGCACACUUCGUCGCAGAGCAGGAGGUAUGACUACCCAUCCCCUCCCAGCUCGGCCAGCCCCAAACGUGCCCGGUUCCCCAACGACCACCGCGCCGAAGCCUUCGGACCCAUGAACCAGGGCAAGCCACGGCGAGCCAGCAACCCGGCGCCCUCUUCGCUCAACAAGGCUGAACUCUCCCGAGGAGGCUCCCUCAAAGCACGCUACCCAGGCGACAAGUCUCACCGCCCACUCGACCAGCUGCGUCAUGAUGAGAAGGUUGCUCACCGUGCUCCACACCUUAGGAAAAAGAACUUCCAGGGCGCCGACGUCAUCGACCGUCUCGAUAAGACGAGCAUUGGUCGCUACCACCACGAGGGUCCAUACGAUGCUGCCAGCAUCGCCCGCAACAGGGACACGAGAUACAGCCCCCUUGCGGCUGUCAAGGAUUCCAACGAGGAGGCCUUGAGAGCCACGCCCCGUGAAAACAUUAUCGAUUCCAUUCAGAGGCACCGCCCUCUCGAAGGUGUUGCCAAUAUCCCACCCGGCAUGGCCGAUCGUUUCGGAAGGGUUCUCGAUUACGAAGAGGGAGCCGACCUGCAGCGUGAGCCUGGUGGUGACUAUCGUCGCUGGCCUGGAGUGCAAUACCACCCUGACGACCUCAAGGGCAAGGGCGAACCGUCCUUCACAAUUGAGAGAGCGCUCAAAGAGCACAAGCGCACCGGCGACUCGGGCACAGAAAUGAAGACGCGCAGCCAUCGUACCCGCAGCGCAGGCCACACCGAUGCCCCUGACGCCAUCACCUCCGACUCCAACCCGGCCGUCAACCGCAGUAACAGCACGGGCAAGAGCAUGGGCAACGCUCUCAAGAAACGCUUCGGUAGCAUCCGCCGCCGCAAGAACGAUGUCGAGGCAUAGAAUCCCUCGCUUUUUCCCCGCGCAACCCGCUUCGAUCCCGUUGUUCAUAAUCACGCACACGUUCCGUCUUGAAUAUGUUAUCUGUCUUGCCUUGUCUUGAUCUUGACUAUGUUGAACGAACAAGAAGCGCAAAGUUGUAGACAUGGAUACAUGGGUCCGUCUGGCUAGUCUGUUGGUCACGCACAUCACUGGUGGUUCCCUCCACCCCUUUUUUCCCUUUUGUUUUUUCUUGCUCUUGUAUUGUGUGCAAGUCCUUUCGGUACACAAAAAGGGUUUAUUAGUCAUGGUCUCAGAGCGUCACGCACAGUAUGUAUGAUAGCGUUACGAAGUUUCCUUUUUUUCUUCUUUCCUCGUUUUCUUUUCUUUUUCCCUUCCCAGUCUGUUGAGCUAAGCCCGAGUUGCUAGUUUGCUUGCUUGUACGGUAUCAAGAGCGAGCGCCUGGGACAAAUGCUGUUGUUGUUGGGAUAUGACAAAGCCCC